GCACAUGUGGCGGAUCGAUUCCGAUAAGAGAACCCUCUCGCAUUUCCACUUGAAGCACCAGACAGACAACUUGGCGCGGGUGGCUGCUUUGUGGUUCGGUGAGUUUAAGGACAAAUUUCGAGACGGUGGCCUGAAUCCAUCAAUCAACGUAUCAUCUGCGGCUCAAAGAAUCAAGGAACUUCAGUGCAAGCCAUUUGUCUACUUCUUACACCGCUUCCGCAAGCUGUAUCGCAAGGGAGGUGUUUUGCCGGAUAAUGUCUUCAAAUUGCGCCUCAAGGGCUCUGGCAAGUGCAUUUCAAGGAGUGGCAGCAGUUUGCGUUUGGCAGAGUGCAAAGUCGCAACAAAGUUGCACUUUGCCAACUGGGUUCCUCCUGGUUUUCCUCACCCAGACGAGUUCAAUGUAAAUGAGACACCCGGUCAUGAGGUACAGUGUGGUGCGCACACUGCGAGAAGCUGUGCUGAAUGCCCUCGUGGGCAUGGAGAAGGCUACUGUAACAAUGACUGCAGGUGGCUCUUUGGUGAUUGCAUUCCCAGGGCGCCUGCAAGAGCACCUUUGCCACCUCCAGCAGAUAUGUUCUCUGGAAUCCGGUUGUGGAAUGCGAUAGAGUGCUUUGAUCGUUUAGACCCAACUGGGCCAAUUCUAUACUUUUGCGACCUUGCCGGAAGCAAUCAGAAUCAGCAGUACUUCUUGGACCAAAGAGGGCGUCUCCGACAUUCCUCUGGCAAUUGUGUCUCUGCAGAUCCUGCGCAGCAGAAGCUGCGCUCAAGUCAAUGUCAGGAUGCUUCCGAAUGGGAGAAGGUGGAGGGCUUCACUCCAGUUGAGACGACCCGAUAUUUUGCCUCUGUUCGCGAGCAUGGCUUAACAGAUCAUGGCCCUGAUAGCUAGUCAGCUAGUCAAGGCUUUGGAGAUCUUUGGAGACGAGGAAUGGAAUUGAAUGGAAUUGAAGUGUUUGCGAUGCAGAAUGGUCGAAAUUGGUUGAAAUUGGUCGAAGGUGGAUGCAGGAAUGUGGCAUGCGAGAAAGCCCCGCAGAUCCAACAGACAUUGUCCCGCAGAGAAGCUGAUGUACCGGCGAUGGAUGUGAUGGGAUUUGGUGGGCGAGACCCAAGCUCAGCUUUUUGCACUGAGAAAGAUACAGUCGAUGAAGUGCCUGCCGUCUCGAUCUUCUUUGAGCUCAAACAGCUGUACACACCUAUAAUUGCUUUGAUCUUCCCUCGAUCGAGUUGCGUUGAGAUGUUGUACAGCACUUGCGGAAA
Cladocopium goreaui is the source of this 1254-nucleotide messenger RNA. Lineage: Eukaryota; Dinophyceae; Suessiales; Symbiodiniaceae. The record is from the annotation of a GenBank genome assembly.